Molecule: messenger RNA, 1721 nt
Organism: Podarcis raffonei (Aeolian wall lizard)
Lineage: Eukaryota; Metazoa; Chordata; Lepidosauria; Squamata; Lacertidae
Gene: ZRSR2
Product: zinc finger CCCH-type, RNA binding motif and serine/arginine rich 2
Exons: 11
Coding region: 200-1600 (466 amino acids)
Biological process (GO): mRNA splicing, via spliceosome
Cellular component (GO): U2AF complex; spliceosomal complex
Molecular function (GO): pre-mRNA 3'-splice site binding; metal ion binding
Source: RefSeq, a predicted model, not a curated record
CCACCCCCCCCCCCGCCCCAAGCAUAAGCUGGGCUGCUCCUGCCUCUGGUAGUGGAAGGUUGAGCUGGGCUUCAUAAGGGCGGGAAGGUUUCUGCAGGAGCCGCUGGGAAGCCUGACAUGCUGCGCGUGCCUCAGGUGCUGCUUAGCUCCGAAUGGGUGGGAUUAAAGUGUACCUGGGGGGGAGCCAUGAGGCAGGCAGAUGUCAUUUGUUGUGAUGCGAAGGAAGGGGGGGGGCGCGCCGCGGGGAACGUAUAGCCACAAAAAGUACAGAGCCCUUUUGAAGAAAGAGAAACGGAAGAAAAAGAGACAAGCACUAGCAAGACUGAGAGAUUCAGAAAAAGGAGAGAAAGAUGAACAGGUUUCUGAAAAGCUAGAAGAUGACGACCUAGAUGAUGAAGAAAAACAACUCGAAGAUGAAAGGCAGAGGCUUCAUGAGGAGUGGUUGCUGCGAGAAGAAAGGGCACAAGAAGCUUUUAAGAUCAGGAAAGCAAAAGAAGAGGCAGCAAGAAAACGUCAAGAGGAGGAAGAGCAAAGAAUAAAAGAAGAAUGGGAGGAACAGCAAAGGAAAGAACAAGAGGAGGAGGACCGGAAAAAACAAGUGAAGAGAGAGAGAGAGGAAGCUGUGCAGAAGAUGUUGGACCAGGCUGAAAGUCAGGUAGAAAAUGGAACCACCUGGCAUAAUCCAGAGCCCCCAGAGAAUAUGGGACGUGAAAAAGAUUGUGCCAAUUGCCCAUUCUAUAUUAAAACUGGAGCUUGCAAAUUUGGAGACAGAUGUUCGCGGAGGCAUAACCAUCCAACCUCUAGUCAGACACUCCUUAUUAGGGGUAUGUUUUUCACUUUUGGGAUGGAGCAGUGUAAAAGAGAUGACUAUGACACAGAUGCCAGCCUGGAGUACAGUGAGGAAGAAAUGCACCAACAGUUCCUAGAUUUCUAUGAAGAUGUACUUCCUGAAUUCAGGAAUGUGGGAAAGGUUAUUCAGUUCAAGGUGAGCUGCAACUUUGAACCUCAUCUUCGAGGAAAUGUUUACGUUCAGUACCAAACAGAACAAGAAUGUCAGCAGGCUUUUGCUUUAUUCAAUGGUCGAUGGUAUGCAGGUCGGCAGCUUCAAUGUGAAUUUUCUCCAGUAACAAGGUGGAAAACAGCUAUUUGUGGUUUGUUUGAAAGGCAAAAGUGUCCAAGAGGGAAGCAUUGCAACUUUCUUCAUGUGUUCAGAAAUCCAAACAAUGAGUUCUGGGAGGCCAACAGAGAUAUUUACAAUACCUCGGAAUGGACCAAAGAGGCAAGUAAAUAUUCAGAAAGGAGAAAUAGAGCGGGAUACCAUGAAAACUAUUAUAGCAGGUCAAGAAGAAGAAGUAGUCAAAGUCCAGAUCACGCUUACAGCAAAAGAAACGGCGACUCUGAAAGGGAAAAGAGUUAUCACAAACGUAAGAAAAGACAAUUUCCUGAGAGGUCACGAAGUCGUGGAAGGCGACGGUCACGCAGUAAGAAGAGGCGAGGCCGGAGCCGCAAUAGGAGCCCAACACGUAGCCGUAGCAGAAGUUCCUCUCGGUCGAGAAGUCGAGGUAGAAAACGAUCCAGCAGCAGAGGCAGAAAUAGUUGAAUUUGUUGCUUAACUACCUUUCAAGAUACUUGUGGAUAUAAAAAUUUGGUGCUUACCAGAGCUGUUGCAUACUAGAGACUUGCCUGUGCCCUAGAAAUAAAGCUGACGUGGGCUAUCUUUA